CGCAGGGACCAUCCCCCAGCCCCGGCUUCGACCCCCGGAGGGGGCUCCCCGCCGGCCGGGUCAAGAGUGACAUCCUUCAGUAAAUGACGAGCUAAGUCCUGAGCGAUGCCUUCCCCAUAGCCUCCCGGGGCUCCUCACUGGGGAGGAGCUCUCCGAGGGCCACUCCACCUCUCCCCAUGGACAAAGGACACAGGUGGUCCUGCUUUUUCUGGGAACUUCUCCACAGCGUGAGAAUGAAGAGCAAAUAUGCCAUUCUCUUUGUUGUGGUAGUAGCGUUUGUCAUCAUUGAGAAGGAAAACAACAUCAUAUCAAGAGUCUCAGACAAGCUGAAGCAGGUCCCCCAGCCCCUGGCAGAUGCUAACGGCACCGACCCGGCCGUGGCCCUCCCAGAGAACGGAUCCCUCCUGUCCCUCAGCGAGCUGGACUCUGCCUUCUCCCAGUUUCAGCAGCAGCUCCGCAACAUGAGCCUCCAGCUGGGCGGCGAGGCGGGGGGUCCGCCCCCGGGGCCCCGGCGCCACGUGCUCCUCAUGGCCACCACGCGGACAGGCUCCUCCUUCGUGGGCGAGUUCUUCAACCAGCAGGGCAACAUCUUCUACCUCUUCGAGCCGCUGUGGCACAUCGAGCGCACGGUGACCUUUGAGCCCGGGGGCGCCAACGCGGCCGGCUCGGCCCUGGUCUACCGGGAUGUCGUGAAGCAACUGUUCCUCUGCGACCUCUCCGUGCUGGAGCCCUUCAUCACCCCGCCGCCCGAGGACCACCUGACCCAGUUCCUGUUCCGCCGGGGGUCCAGCCGCUCCCUCUGCGAGGACCCCGUCUGCACGCCCUUUGUCAAGAAGGUCUUCGAGAAGUACCACUGCAGGGACCGCCGCUGCGGCCCCCUGAACCUGACCCUGGCGGCUGAGGCCUGCCGCCGCAAGGAGCACAUGGCGCUCAAGGCCGUGCGCGUCCGGCAGCUGGACUUCCUGCGGCCCCUCGUGGAGGACCCCCGCCUGGACCUGCGCAUCAUCCAGCUGGUGCGGGACCCCCGGGCCGUGCUCGCCUCGCGCAUGGUGGCCUUCGCGGGCAAGUACGAGACCUGGAAGAGGUGGGCUGCGGAGGGGGAGGCCCGCCUGCGGGACGACGAGGUGCAGCGGCUGCGGGGCAACUGCGAGACCAUCCGGCUGUCGGCCGAGCUGGGCCUGAGCCGGCCGGCCUGGCUACGGGGCCGCUACAUGCUGGUGCGCUACGAGGACGUGGCCCGCCAGCCGCUGCAGUGGGUGCGGGAGAUGUACCGCUUUGCCGGGAUCGCCCUCACACCCCGGGUGGAGGAAUGGAUCGUGCAGAAUACACAGGCCGUCCGGGAUGGCAGCGGCAUCUACUCCACUCAGAAGAACUCCUCCGAGCAGUUCGAGAAAUGGCGCUUCGGCAUCCCCUUCAAGCUGGCCCAGGUGGUGCAGAGCGCCUGUGGGCCGGCCAUGCGCCUCUUCGGCUACAAGCUGGCUCUGGACCCGGCCACCCUCACCAACCGCUCUGUCAGCUUGCUGGAGGAGCGGGGCACCUUCUGGAUUGAAGUUCAUUCAUUUAAGGAUGUCCUGAAGCCCCAGAUAUGGGGGCAUGAAGAGUUGGGCCAAGUUUGCCUAAAAUAUGAAAACUUUUGGUCCAAGGAUGUAAGUCAUUGAGACGGGAAGCUUGCCUGUGUUUGCUCCCCGUGCCCAAGAUUCGGGGGUUGUCUCGGAGUCGUGUCUGGCAGGUCCAGGAAUGCUCGAACUCAAAAGGGAAAUGGUGCCUCUCGAGAAAUUCUUCCCCAGGAGAUGCCCGGGCUAUAGCAGCUCCAGCCAACACCAUUCUGACCAUGGCACGAAGGGGUGCCAGGCUGGCCCCUGGCCCCCUUUUCCCUCUUCUGCUGUUGCCUACUUUCUCCACGGACACAUUCUGUGUGUCACCUGCUUCUGUCCCAAGGGCUGCAGCCCCUUCCUUGGGCCUUUUGGAGAAGUAAUGUUACCUCUUAAAAAAAAUUGUAAACUGUAAGGGGAAUUAACUUAUUUAUUUUAUGAAGAGAAAAUUUUUUAUUUGCAGGGAUUCAAAGCUGUACCAAAAACAAAGAAGUGAAAAAAGAGGUAAAAAUAAAAGCAAAGGCAAGA
Molecule: messenger RNA, 2120 nt
Organism: Tachyglossus aculeatus (Australian echidna)
Lineage: Eukaryota; Metazoa; Chordata; Mammalia; Monotremata; Tachyglossidae
Gene: CHST3
Product: carbohydrate sulfotransferase 3
Exons: 4
Coding region: 177-1658 (493 amino acids)
Biological process (GO): carbohydrate metabolic process; N-acetylglucosamine metabolic process
Cellular component (GO): Golgi membrane
Molecular function (GO): chondroitin 6-sulfotransferase activity; N-acetylglucosamine 6-O-sulfotransferase activity
Source: RefSeq, a predicted model, not a curated record